Molecule: messenger RNA, 945 nt
Organism: Miscanthus lutarioriparius
Lineage: Eukaryota; Viridiplantae; Streptophyta; Magnoliopsida; Poales; Poaceae
Source: the annotation of a GenBank genome assembly
AUGGCGCUGGAGAUCGAGCACACCCACCUCCCCAUCCGCGGCCUCAACCUCCACGUCGCACACGUAGGCAAAGGUGACCUGGGCACGGUGGUGUUCCUGCACGGCUUCCCGGAGAUAUGGUACUCGUGGCGCCACCAGAUGCUGACCGUGGCCGCGGUGGGGUACCGCGCCAUCGCGCCGGACUGCCGCGGGUACGGCCUGUCGGACCAGCCGCCGGAGGACGAGGAGGCCUCCCUUGACGACCUCGUCGCGGACGUGCUCGGCAUCCUCGACACCCUCAGCGUCCCGAAGGCCUUCUUGGUGGGCAAAGACUUCGGCGCCAUGCCGGCGUACGAGUUCACGCUGCAGCACCCGGACCGCACCCGCGACGUGGUGUGCCUGGGCAUCCCCUUCAUCCCGGUGCCCAUGUCCUUGGACGCCAUGCCCGAAGGCUUGUACAUCCAGCGCUGGCGCGAGCCGGGCAGGUCGGAGGCCGACUUCGGCCGGUUUGACGUGAGGCGCGUGGUGCGCACCGUCUACGUGCUCUUCUCCGGCGCCGAGAUCCCGGUUGGCAAGGAAGGGCAGGAGAUCAUGGACCUGGCCGACCUGGCCGACCCCCUCCCGGAGUGGUUCACCGAGGAGGACCUGGACGCCUACGCCAAGCUCUACGAGAAGUCCGGCUUCGGCUACCCGCUCAAGAUGCCGUACAGAGCUAUACACAAGAUCCCGAACCGGCUGGACGCCAAAUUCCGGGUGCCGGUGUUCAUAGUGAUGGGGGAGAAGGACUACUGCUUCAAGUUCCCGGGGUUCGAGACCGCCAUGCGCAGCGGCGUCAUGAACAACUUCAUGCCGGACCUCAAGAUCACCUACAUCCCGGAGGGGAGCCACUUCGUGCAGGAGCAGCUCCCAGAGCAGGUCAACGACCUGCUCCUCGGCUUCCUCGACGACCAUCCCUCCGCGGCAUAA